CUGCUCAGUAGUGGGUAAUAUUUACAUGUUGUGCAAGGAAGUACAGUGGGCUAACUAAUGAGGACAAGGGCCGCUUGCAAUCAUUAACUUCUGGUGGAUUUACAAGGGACAACAUGAGCUCGUAUUUAGACUUUUACUCAGGAAGAAACAUGAUGACUCUGCCUGCGAAAUUCUGUCACGAGGAACACAAACAUGCAACACUUAAGUACCAUGGGGAGAUAGUUGGGAGACUUUCGUCAGGUAUACUGGACCACCAGAGCAGCAACCGGUCGAUAUCAGGAGUGCAGCAUCAAGCUGUGUUUGAGGUGCCACUUGAAAGCGACGGAACUGCGUCUGAUGGCAAUUACGUGGAUCAGGGACUUACUUAUAGUUUAGCGUAUGGAUGCUACAACGACGUGGAACAAAACAGGAUGCUUACCCAGAGCAUUAACCCGUCUUUGUCAGGAAACGGACCUGUCGCCAGUCAUCCCACGGAGACGUACUAUCACGAUAUUACACAAACAAACCAGCACUGGCAAAGCAUAAAGAUAUCGCGAGGAUACGUCGCUGGAAGUCAUCAGAAUUCAUCACCAUCUCAUGAGAAUUUUCCAAAAACCUGUCCUACACAAGAAGAGCCGCAACUUGUGGCAAAUACAUUUGACUGGAUGAAAAUCAAAAGAAGCAACCCCAAAAUCAGUAAAACUAUUGAAUGUGGACAAUCGAAAGCAGGAUCCAUUCCAAGAACAAAUUUUACAACAAAGCAAUUAACAGAAUUAGAAAAAGAAUUUCAUUUCAAUAAGUAUCUCACCAGGUCAAGAAGGGUGGAAAUAGCCCAUAGUUUGCGUCUGAAUGAAACCCAGGUGAAAAUAUGGUUUCAAAAUAGAAGAAUGAAACAGAAGAAGAGGGAGAAAGAAGGCCUUAGGGUGUGCGUGACUCCCAUAUCGAAGUGCUCGGACUCAUCCUCAUCAGAACUCAACUCUCCAGUUUCUUCCCCCCCAUGCUCCCCCACUCCGCUUGCCCAAAUCCGAUAACUAGAGGGGUUGAGUCUAGGAAAUCACUUGAGGUUACUCAGAGGUUCAGUUGUCACCUUUUGGCUGUUGUUAUUUGGAUAAAUUAUACUCACUAACUGCACUAAAGCCCUCUGUUGUGAAAUACAAACAUGCUGCUUCUGUUUUGUUGUCCGACUGAGGGAAAGUUCAGAAAUGUUGUGGAUGGACUUGUUUGUGACGUUUCAGUCAAAGGACACCUUGAAUCUCAAUUAAACAAUAUUUGCCUUGUCAUUGCCUAAUUUAAGUGUUACACAGAAUAAACCAAAUAUCAAACCAAAUGCCCAAUAGUUUAAGAUUAGGUUCGUGAGAUAAAGUUGUCAUCCGAUGUUUGGCGAAAAAGUUCCAAUCCGGUGUUAGUUUAUGAACUGUAACAAUUUAUGCUCACCCUUACUUGAUUUUAUCUAAUCUAUAGGAGCUAUAACUAUCAUUGAAUGUAUGUUGCCCUGAAUUAACCAAAGACUGAACUUGCCUUUAUAAUGAAAUGUUGUUCUCAGGAUAGUUCUUCUGAAGAAUGCACUGAAUCUCAAGUUGAGAUAUACAAUUAUUAAAAACCUUGGUAACGUUUAAGACUCAAUGCACAGUAAUUUGGA
Esox lucius (northern pike) is the source of this 1618-nucleotide messenger RNA. RefSeq names its product homeobox protein Hox-A1. The record is from RefSeq and is a predicted model, not a curated record. Lineage: Eukaryota; Metazoa; Chordata; Actinopteri; Esociformes; Esocidae. Gene Ontology annotation, biological process: regulation of transcription by RNA polymerase II. Gene Ontology annotation, cellular component: nucleus. Gene Ontology annotation, molecular function: RNA polymerase II cis-regulatory region sequence-specific DNA binding; DNA-binding transcription factor activity, RNA polymerase II-specific. The transcript is spliced from 2 exons. Bases 114 to 1010 code for a protein of 298 amino acids.